AUGGCCACAGCUUCCUCUGACCUGGCAGACCACCUGUGCUGUUCCAUCUGCACAGACAUCUACACUGAGCCUGUGUCUCUAAGCUAUCAGCACACCUUCUGCAAGAGAUGCCUCCAAGACAGCCUGAAUGCUGGACACCAACUCUGUCAAGUGGGCAGGGCUCUGGUCAGAGACAGAAUCUUCCAGAUCAACAGAAUGAUCAGGAACGUGGCCUACCAGCUGAAACUGGAGGAAGAUGCUAAAAGACAGAGAGUUACAGCCAAGAGAGGAAACAUGUCAUCAACAAAACUGAUUGAAUGUUCAACCAACUGUUUUUCUCCAGAGUCUGUGCAGCUUGUGGAUGGAGAUGGUCUCUGCUCUGGGAGACUGGAGGUGAAGUCCAAUCAGUCCAAUCAGUCCUGGGCCUCAGUGUGUGAAGCUGACUUUGACCAGCAGGAUGCAGAGGUAGUCUGUGGGGAGCUUGGCUGUGGGGCUCCUGCAGCUCUACAGGGGGGGCUCUAUGGAGAAGGUGAGGGUCAGACCUGGGAUAAAGAGUUCCAGUGUAAAGGCAAUGAGUCCCUUCUCCUGGACUGUGACACCUCAGACAGAAAAAACAACACCUGCCUACCUGGUAAUGCUGUUGGACUCACCUGCUCAGAGCCUGAUGAUGUGAGGCUGGUGGGAGGAGGCAGUCGCUGUGCUGGUGGACUGGAGCGGUACGACCAGGGAGAGUGGAGGACUGUGGGAGCUGUAGACAGGAAGAAGGAGGCUGUAGCUGCAGUAGUGUGUAGACAGCUGGGUUGUGGCUCCACUGUUUCAGUACUACCUGGAAACACCACUAGAGGGAUUGGAGUUCGUUGUUCUGGGUUUGAGUCUUCACUGAGGGAGUGUGGGACAUGGUAUUCAACUUAUGAUCUCUUUCUUGGAUUCACAGUGAUCUGCUCAGAUCUCCUGGUCCAGCCUGAUAUCUUCCUGACUGACUCAAUGGGAGGGAUCUCCAGGGGCCACCAGGGGCCCGAAGUGUUUAGGGGCUACAACUUCACUAUCACCUGCUCUACUCAGCCACAGUACCCAGGAGGCUCCUUCCUCCUCACGUUCACCGGCUCCAACAGAACCCAGACCCCAGCCAGCUGUCAAUCACUCUGCUGCCUUCCUCUUCCCUGCUGCAGAUGA
This is a messenger RNA of Coregonus clupeaformis (lake whitefish), 1152 nucleotides long. RefSeq names its product deleted in malignant brain tumors 1 protein-like. The transcript is spliced from 4 exons. Lineage: Eukaryota; Metazoa; Chordata; Actinopteri; Salmoniformes; Salmonidae. Bases 1 to 1152 code for a protein of 383 amino acids. Gene Ontology annotation, cellular component: membrane. The record is from RefSeq and is a predicted model, not a curated record. Gene Ontology annotation, molecular function: metal ion binding.